Lasiosphaeria miniovina is the source of this 2851-nucleotide messenger RNA. Its product is annotated as Sec34-like family-domain-containing protein. Lineage: Eukaryota; Fungi; Ascomycota; Sordariomycetes; Sordariales; Lasiosphaeriaceae. Gene Ontology annotation, cellular component: membrane; COG complex; cis-Golgi network. The transcript has 5 exons. The record is from RefSeq and is a predicted model, not a curated record. Gene Ontology annotation, biological process: Golgi organization; cytoplasm to vacuole targeting by the Cvt pathway; intra-Golgi vesicle-mediated transport. Bases 146 to 2527 code for a protein of 793 amino acids.
CACACCAGACUAGUAUCCCGUACGAGCAUACAUACCGUCCAUCACCUUACCUCAAGGACCUUGCUUGUCGCUACCACAUCUAACAACCUUCGAUUCUGGGCCUGAAUAAUUCGAGGCGCGAAACCCACCGUCCCGCCCGCCCAACAUGUACGAUGACUCGUGGUAUAGCUUUGUACCCGACUUUCAGCAGCCUCGGCGACCGGCUGGCGGUGGUGCGUCGGGUGCUGGACACCGGCGGCGCGAGUCUCUACUGCAACAGCCAAAUGUUCGGCACCACAGAGCACCCGGAUGCAGUAGACCCUUUGCCCGCUCUUCUCGAGAAUGGCGAAGACACAAAAUCCCCCCCCAGGCCACCCCGAUCCAGAGGGCAAAGUCCUACUCGGACUUCUACGACAUCGUAACGGGCGCUCGGCUCUCGGGUGUCGCGCCCAAGAAGAAGCGCGGACAGCGCCGUGGCAACAUUGCGUGGGAGGCUCUGGCGGUUCCGCCGCAGCUAGCUCAUGCUAUGACGGCCGACUGGGGUCAAGAUGACGGGGAAGACAUCGUCAACGAGAAGCUUCGGAGCGAGUUGCUGCGGGCAAGCCAACAAAAGUACACCCUCUACCACGACCAGUUGGCCAUGACUGAAAGGCAUCUCGGGUCUUUGAUAGAAGACGCCAAUGGCGCUCUCAAGGUCAUCGAGACUCUCUGCCAGUCCUUCCGCGCCGUCGACGACCAGACGAGCUCCUUCCAGUCCCAGUGUGACGACUUACUGACAGAGCAGAAGCGUCUACAGACGUUGGCUAACGACGUCGGUACCGAUCUGCACUACUACGCCUAUCUCGACACCGUCACAAGGCGCCUCAAUGCCCCCGGCGCAGGCCGGCUUGUUGAUGACGAUGGGUUCGGGGAAGUCUUGUCUAAUCUAGACUCAUGCAUUGCUUUCAUGGCACGAAAUCCCUCAUAUCGGGAUUCUGAGCCGUAUCUCGCGCGCUACCAGGCCCUCCUCACAAAAGCACUGCAUCUCCUCGACGUUGGUUUCUCGAACCGACUAAACAAAGUGUCGGUCGAAGUUUCUAGGCAGAUUGCUGCUACCCAGUCCGAGUCGGCCCGCCACGCCCUCGCCUACGGCCGCUUUGAGGACACCCUUAUGGAGUCAUACUCGUUGAUUCCAAAUGUCCAGAGAGUAACGCGUAGCGCUUAUGACCAGAAUGGCCAGCCUGUCUUGGGGCCAAGUUUCGACACCUAUUCGAACACGGUAAAUAAUCUCUUCCAGGCCUACUGCGCCCUUAGAGAUCGGGACCUCAAGCCAAUAGUACAGCACGAUUUGGAUACCUUCAAGACAGAGGCAAAAGAGUCAUCGAUAGAUACGGCAGCCAGAAACUUUGUUAAGCAAUGCUUUGAGCGCUCUUAUAAUGAAGCUGCUCUCUUCCGGAAGGUCUUUUCGAUAGACCCGCAGUACUCUACCGAUGCCAGGUCUGCGUUUACGGCUCUCAAAGCACACCAGCGGUCACUGGUAACGGGCAUGAAUAUUGCGCCUAUUGCUACCACAUUGCAGUUGAUGCUACAGACGAAUGACCUGCGAACCAUCUGCAACUUGGUUGGGUGGAUGACAAACGAAUAUCUCCUCCUAGACUACGACGAAGACGAAACAACGUUCACACGUCAUUGCCGAGAACUGACGGGAAGACUUCUGACGGAGCACCUGUGGACCUUUACCGAUGCAUUCUUCGAGGCCGAGAUCGCCAAGUCAAUUUCGAGGACCGUCGUUGCGCCAGAUGCGCUUAGGAUCGGGCCCGUGGUCAACGGCGAUGGGGCCUCAAAUGCCUUUCCAAUUGUAAAGCAAGCUGUCGAACUUCUGGUCCUAUUCGACCAAUCGAUGCCAAAGGAGCGAUGUCAACGCAACAGCCCCGUGGUUUUCAAGUUGGUAAAGGAGUCAAUCGCGGCCUUGCAACGCGCUGAAGCACGGAUAAAGUCCACCAAAAAUGGCACAGAUCCCGAUCUCUUUAUGGUCAAGAAUCUUCUUAUCCUGAAGAACGAACUGUUAUCCUUGGAGAUUGGAGACGUGCGCAGUCAGACUGCGGGCUUGCAGCAUUUUGGCCAGAUCUGGGACACACUACGGCCACAUAAUCUGAUUGGCCUGCUGGCCAGUUUUAGCAACUACAUUCCAGGCUCCUCGUUAUGGGCUCGGGCAAGCACUCAAACCCCAGCGCUAGGAUCUACAACGCCGGGCGGUACAGGCAAAUCUAAUAACGGCGCUGCCGCCUACGAAAUUCAGGACGCCAACGAGCAGCUCGACGAGCUACUGCGCCAAAGUAUUUACGCCUUUACCCAGCGAUGGGCUGCUACCGUGAAUGACGCCCGCGCACGCAAAUUUGGCGGGAAGAAUCUGGUGAAGAUAGAGAGAGAACUGGAUGAAAUGCUGGACCAUGCCUUCAGUAGCCAGCCCGAAGUAGUGGCCAAACUCAAGGAAGCCAUACAAAUCGAGGUACAGGCACAGAACGAAGCAGGUAAAGAGAAGAGCGGGAGUCGAAUGACGCGGAGUUAAGGGGCAGAAGGUUAGGGUACCUUGUGUAUUUGGCUGGAUGUUCGGGGCGUAUGGUUAGAUGACUGCCCUUUCGAGUUUUACCAAAGUCAUACAGAUGGAUGUGCUACGGCCAAGUUACCCAGCUUGGUAUCCGGGGACUUUUUCAAGAAUAUCUCAUCAUCGGUAGCUCUACGUUUUUGAGAAAUCACCUUGGAUGCCUUGGACUUCCAACGUACAGAUUACCUCGGUGUCAUAGGUUCUGGAUCUUUUCAGUUGGAUGUUAGGAAUGGUUAAGAAUGACAUGAGACGACGGCAAUGCCGUCUGCAGAAAUGGGUCAAGAUACG